UAGGAAACACUCGCCCAAAUACUACUAUUUCUCCAAUUCGCCUUCCUCUCAUCUACAUUAUCUCCUUUCCCCUCACGAUCUACAACGUCAUCAUGUCUUCUCAGGGUCUUUUCCCUGUUCUUGUGGCCUUUGCCGGCAACUCCCAAUCCCAUGAGGUGAUACUUAUUGAUGAAAAAACCGAGUCCUUCAACGCACUCGCCACCCAUGUGUACGCCCACCUAGGCCCUCAUAUCGACGAUGAGUACCGUCCGAACGGACAAGAACGCCAUAUCACCAAGAUGUGGGUGCAAUGGAACCAAGUGAAGACGAACGAAUUCCCCCUCAAAACGUAUUUCUCAGACACCAAUAUCGGUGCGCUCCUGCACCUUUUGGCUGCUCGAGGCGGCGUCGAUAAGGUCUAUGCAUGGCUCAAUGAAAUUGACGACCCGGAAGAAGAAUAUGACGACCCGGAAGAAGAAUAGAAUGCUCUGUCCCUAGGCACUGCAGGAUGUUGUGAGCUGGUAUCGGAGAUACCUCACGUGGGAUUAGAUCUCUUAGAGAGCGUGCAAGGCGAGCAGAUGAUCAUAGACGAAGAUGUCAAUUCACAACUCGAGCUAUGAGUCGAAGAUAGCUUUCAAGUUUCAACCUCAAUUGCUCGACGAGCCACCCCCACCCAUCCAUCUGCAGCUGCGGGCGCUGGGAUCUCAGGACACGUCCGUCUUCUGUCCGGACGCCCGCAUGCUCGCGAAACCGUGAUCGCGAUUCGUGACCGCCAUCGCAGGUUUUCGUAUUAAGUCGUGUCGUCGAUCCAUCGUCCCAAUAUCAACGUCCUGCGACUGAACUUUUCAUGAUGUUAGAUUGCUUCAUCACGGGAGAUAGCCGCUUUCGGGUUAGAGAAUCAAUCGUGAAAAUUAAUUGGAG
Molecule: messenger RNA, 900 nt
Organism: Eremomyces bilateralis CBS 781.70
Lineage: Eukaryota; Fungi; Ascomycota; Dothideomycetes; Eremomycetales; Eremomycetaceae
Exons: 2
Coding region: 93-461 (122 amino acids)
Source: RefSeq, a predicted model, not a curated record